AUGCUCAAAACUGUACCUGAAGUCAGGACUAGUCAUGCAGAUGAAAGAGGUGCUGAAGAAAAAGAACUCUGGAUAGGACCCCCUCAAGCAGCUGAUAGACACAAUAAGCAUCAGAACACAGGAUUCCAAAAUCUGUGGGUCCUGCUGCACCUCUCUCCAGUCUCAGAUCACAAAGAUAAAAACCUCUUCAAUAAUUUCUUUGAGGAGUUGCCUUUGUCCAACCCUUUCACUGCCUCCCAUGGGCCUGGCAUUGGAGACCAUGCCUGGAACUCCAUUAAUGAGGUUGCAAGACUUGCAGAAAGAGGCUCCAGAUACAUCACCCCCUGUGAGAGCCUCAUCCCCUUAACCUCUAGUUCCCUUUCUUUAACACUGAGUCACUUCAGAGAAACCAGCACCCACUACUCUGCCAGAAUAGAGGUCAAACAGUGGAAGAGAGAGGGCUAUGAUCUCUUGAAGGAGGAAUGA
Molecule: messenger RNA, 465 nt
Organism: Guyanagaster necrorhizus
Lineage: Eukaryota; Fungi; Basidiomycota; Agaricomycetes; Agaricales; Physalacriaceae
Exons: 1
Coding region: 1-465 (154 amino acids)
Source: RefSeq, a predicted model, not a curated record